Molecule: messenger RNA, 873 nt
Organism: Torulaspora delbrueckii
Lineage: Eukaryota; Fungi; Ascomycota; Saccharomycetes; Saccharomycetales; Saccharomycetaceae
Exons: 1
Coding region: 1-873 (290 amino acids)
Source: RefSeq, a predicted model, not a curated record
AUGAAAUUAAUAAGUUUUGGCUACUUUUUACUAUCAUUAAAUCUAUGCACUAGUAUUCUAGCAGUGACGGUCGAUGGUAAUUUAUAUUUUAAUACACAAAAGCUACUGAAGCGACUAGAGACAGCCCAAGGAGAUAAUCAAAGUAUUGCACUUAUUGAAAUAUUGGCAAAAAUUAGAGACGGAGAAAAGGUUGAUUCGAAAGCUGUACCGGUGGUAGGCGUCAUUGAAUCCAUCGAAGAAAUCGUUGUACUCUCAACGCAACUCCAUGACUCCGGCAAUUUUCUUACUACAGUGAAAAACAGAACCAAUGAAUUGACAAAGUUGAACUUUUUGGUACAGUCCAAAAUUGCUAGUUUGUCGAGAAAAUCACAGUUUCUUUAUGGUUCUUCAUUAUCCAAGAUCACUUCUAGAUACCUGACCCACGAAAUGUACUCUAUGCAAAGGCUCAAGCACAAGUUAUACGCAGUCCCCCAAGAAACUGAAAAUCUUCAGGGAGAAAUUGACGAAUGCUUAAUUCGGUGUAAUAUUGCAUUACAGGCGACUUUCAAAUCUCUCGCCCUACUGCAAUCCAGAGAUAUCGUCACUAUAAACAUGAUAAUACAAAAAGCAUUCCAUAACAGUCGCAAAUCAGACCCGCAAGAUCUUGGUGACAGUUUAGCGGUAUCAAUAGCCGCUCAACGCGAUCCAGCUACCCUUGAGAGCGAUAUCAAGUAUUUAAGAGAAAACCUCGCCGUGAUCAUUAAAUCGGGCAUGUUCAUGUUCUUUUGCUUUGCAUUUCAAAUAUACAUCUGCUCGUUCACAUUCGGUGUCUUACUCACCGUCAGUUCCCUCAUCUGGAUAGCUAUCUUCUUACAAUUGAUCGACGUUCAAUAG